This is a messenger RNA of Vitrella brassicaformis, 387 nucleotides long. The record is from the annotation of a GenBank genome assembly. NCBI's taxonomy places the organism in Eukaryota, Vitrellaceae.
UCAGCCCUUGGCCACCGUCCUGCAGCAGAGGAAUGUGCUCACUCGAGGCCCACACUCGAGGCCCACACUCGAGGCCCACGCCAUCUGCAGUGGACAGACAGACGCACACAGACACCAGGCGUCAGAGGCAGCCGCUGGUCACUGUGCAGCAAGGGCAUUGCAGGGUGACCUUGGGAUGGUCUGUCUGUAUGUGGUGGAUGGCCUGCUGUCCGGCAGCGUCGCCCUCGUCGACUCUCGGCAGCUGAAUGUAGCACGCCUCAUCCACACCACCGGGGCGUCUGUGGCCGUCUCUCACACUGUCGCCGUCCUGGUCCUCCACACGGGGGCUGCGCUGCGUGUGCAACAAACCCCACAUCUUCGCCUUGAGCGCGAGACGCUCACUGCCAG